Molecule: messenger RNA, 2151 nt
Organism: Boleophthalmus pectinirostris (great blue-spotted mudskipper)
Lineage: Eukaryota; Metazoa; Chordata; Actinopteri; Gobiiformes; Gobiidae
Gene: mtfr1l
Product: mitochondrial fission regulator 1-like
Exons: 8
Coding region: 340-1278 (312 amino acids)
Biological process (GO): mitochondrial fission; aerobic respiration
Cellular component (GO): mitochondrion
Source: RefSeq, a predicted model, not a curated record
CCACACUGCAUUUCUUUCUUUUGUUAUUAUAUUGCAUUAGUUUAGCCGGUGGAGAGAGGACGUUCAUGCGCUCAACCAAUCAAAUCAAAGGAGCAGGACAUACAGGCUUCCGGCCUAAACAACGACAACACAACUCUGAAAGACGAAUAGGAGAAACUACUACAAAUAAAUCCCUCUCUUAUUUUAUUACAUGCGGCCAGUGUCAACAUUGAGGACUUGGCAAUCAACCAGCGAUGACAUUUGCUUACUGAGGUGCUGAGGCCGCAGUUACACAGCCCUCAGUUACACCAACCUUAGGUGUGCACUGUCCCUGGAGUAAUAGCCUACUGAACUACCAACAUGGAAACAGACGCAGAUGUCAUUCCCAUCUGGCAAAAUAAGCCCCAUGGGUCCACACGUAGUGUUGUGAGAAGAAUAGGCUCUACUCUUCCUCUUAAACCUCCUCAGAGGGCAUGUUUUCAGGAACUACCUGGCCUUCCCCCUCUUCGUCCUUUGGAUGGGCCCAUGGUUCCUACUUUAGCGGAUAUAGCUUGGAUCGUUGCAGAUGAAGAGGAGACGUAUGCAAGAGUCAGGAGUGAUAGCCGUCCACUGAAACACGAGUGGCGGCCGACUCCUCUACUAGUGCUUCACAGAAAUUCAUCCGUGCCCAACUUCAGGCGCGAGGGCUUGAAAAGAAUGGAGGGUCUUAAAAAGCCUGGUGUCACAGCUCUGAACCGCACCACAGCCCUGCAGGAUGAGCUCAGCAAACUGCGGGCUCAGAUUGCCAAGAUUGUGGCAAAUGACACAGGGUCUAAUCCCCUGACGCCUGACUUGCUGUCUCCCGAUGACACCAGUAUGAGUUUCUCCUUGGCUCCAUUUGAGACCACUUCCUACCAGCCUGCCGCCACAGCUGCUGCCUCUUUUGUCAUCAGCGAUGUUACUGAAGAGGAGGAGGAAGAGGAGGAAGAUGACAAGGAUGUGGUCUCCAUGGUGUCGGAACUUGUGCCCGAUCCUCUGCCACCUGUUUCCAUGACAGCUUCUGCCACUUUUGACCUGGACAGACCCAGCAUGGACUUUAGGGAGGCAGAGGAGGACACAGUGUCUCUGUCCAAGUCCACCAGCUUUGCAGAUGUUAUGGACAUCCUAAAGGAUAUGAACCGCAUGAAGAUGAGCAAAGACAGGUACAACAGGGGAUGUACAUCACUGAGAGAAGAGGAUUCAGCCACCCUCAUUUCUGAAGCUCUGAAAAGAAAGUUUGUUUUAAAAGAGGAUGAUACUGCUGGUGGAAAACGGAAAUAGCCUGAUCUCAAAUGCUGUCACCAUGAUCUGUCUGCUCCAUGUCUCUGCUUACGGAUUACAUGGAUCAACAUACAAUCUUCAAGCCAAGGAAACUUAACAGCUAGAAAAGCCCACACUAGGUCCCAGUUGCUAAAAAUAUUAAAGGAGCCCAUAGUUGAAGCAAUCCUCUUCAGAUCUGCUGUUGGACAGAAAGGACUGGACAUACACCUCUGCUGUCUCUGGAUUUCCACUAGAACAUGGAUUUUUAUCUUCAAUUAUACUUGAAGAUUUGUAAUGUGUGAAUAAUCUAUUCAGAAGUUUGGAAAAGAGUGCAAAUGUACACAGUGUGUUUUCUGCUUGUUCUUUGGCACUGGGUAUGCCUGUUCUUACUGUAUCAUUUUGAGCCCUGCACACUCAAUGGAAUGCAUUGAAACGUGCUUGGUGGAGCCACUUCAUUUUGAUACUUUACUGCAUUAAGUGCCAUUGGUUUGUUGUGAACCCCCCAACCUUUGUACUCAUUUGUUUAUUUAAAACAUUUAAAACUUUUUUUGUAAGGAAAUUUUCACCCUUGGUGUUUAAAUCCUUCAGGUUUUGCCAGUUUCGAUGUCAUCCUCUCCCCAAACUUCCAUUUGACGUAUGACAAGUUGUUUGGACAAAAAACUCUGACCGUUAUUUAUGAUGUAAGUCUUUGAAUUUUAUGGAAUAUUUCAUUGGUGGUUGCAAGCAGGUUAAAGAGCAGUGAGAAAAGAACCUGCUCCUUUGACAUGUUUUUUGUUUUUAUUUUUAGUAACAUAUCCAUUUGGGAGAUUAUUCAUUUCAGUUGUACUGUCCUGAAAUUGAGCUCACCACCAUUGCUUGUUCUUUUAAUUUGUAAAUAAAGAUCUGUCGAAAUUU